GAUGCGAGUGCGCUGCGAUAGAAGAAAAAAACAGGGUCGAAACGACAACCGAAGGGAGGACUGUGUAGUGUAAUCAUGUGUCAAGAAUCACGUGCUGCUGCUGCUGCUGCUACUGCUGCUGCGGCGCGGCGAGCGCCGUCGCCGAGGCGGGCCUCGGCGGAGAGCGCGAUUAUGCGGCCUUUUCCGCGACCCGCACAAAGAAGAGGCGCCCUCCGUCAGCCUCGACCUGCCACCGGCUCGCGUCGACCGACCCGGCCGCGUGCCACACCUCCACAGCCCAGUGCGCCAGCCCGCAGAAGUUGCCCUCCUCGAUGCCCCAUCCCGUGGGCCACGCGGCCAAGGCGGUGCCGAGAGGCGGCGGCGGCGCCGCGGUCGCCUCGAGACGCGCCGCGACGGCGUCAAAGGCGAUCCGCCUCGCGCCCGUCGCGGCCGCCUCGGCCAGCAGCGCCUCCCCGGCCAGCCGCGGGAGGUCGCCCUCCGUCUCGAACCAGCACGACGAGCGGCCGUCGGCGCACGCCUCGUCCCACGCCUUGAGCUGGCGGACAAAGGCCGCCAAGCUCUUGAGGCCGGGCGAGGGCGCGGCGGGCGACGGGGCAAGGGA
This is a messenger RNA of Emiliania huxleyi CCMP1516, 601 nucleotides long. RefSeq lists its product as hypothetical. The annotation marks the transcript as partial. The transcript has a single exon. The record is from RefSeq and is a predicted model, not a curated record. NCBI's taxonomy places the organism in Eukaryota, Haptophyta, Isochrysidales, Noelaerhabdaceae.